CGACAUUUGUACAAAAAAAUAGAACAAUAUAAUUCAGAUAGCCGGAUGUUCAGUCCUGCCGCAGAGGAAUAACAGGUCAGGAACAGUUAAACCAAGUCCAUCCUAAUAGGUUCACUACAUACCAGGACAAAUGGCUACUGCAGAAGGCGAGCAUGGUUCUGAUUUUGAAGAGACGAUGUUCUGUGAACCUUGUAAUAAGGAAGGCAACACUGUUGAAGCUGAUGGGUUCUGUUCCGAUUGCUCUGAUUACUUAUGUUGUACAUGUCUAAAGUAUCACAAAAGAUUAUUAAAAGAUCACACACUGUUUGAUAAAUCAAACAUGCCGCAGGACUUCUGUUUAGAACGAUGUAUAUUCCAUGCAAAUGACCUGGUAAAAUUCUACUGUAUGAAAUGCGACAACACUGCAUGUUCUCAAUGUAUACCAAUUAAACACCAGAGUGAAUACUGUGAAUUUAAGCAUAUCCCUUCAUAUAUGCAGUCACAAGAUGUAUACGGAGAAAUGAACGAAGUUAAGAAAUGGCUGAAAACUGUCAAGGAAGAAACAAGUCGCACUGAAGAUGAGAGUGGUCAAAAAUUGAAACAAGCAACCCUUAACACGAGUGAUAUUUCUAAGUCAGUCAGUCUCCGGAAAAGGUACAUUAAGGACAAAAUUGAAGAGCAGCGUGUUCAUAUUUUUAAAGCACUAGACGAGGAAAGGGUUGAAUUUAUCAGGAAGCUUGACGAGAGACAAGGCCUAAGAAAGGAGCAAUUAUUUGAACAACAGAAACUUAUAAACAGUAAAAUAGAUGAUGAAGUGAAUCAUUUGGAUGAGCAAUUAAUGUUAUACCCGAGAAAAAUACAAAACAUUGCGCUAAACAGUGCAAACAUAAGGUCGAAAUUAGAGUCCCUUACCACUGAAUUAGUAAAUAAAGAGAGACAAGGACGAAAAGCUGAACUUUUCUUGGCAACUAGAAGAGUUAAGCAAAACAUGAAAACGCUCCAAAGAGACAUAGAUGAUGUGCGAGAAGAGAAUGUAGCAAGAUGCUUUAGCUUUAGACCCAGCAAAGAGGACAUCAGUAUAGAUGCACCGGAGAAUGUCUCGCUUGGAUGUCUUAGUGAGAAAAAUCAGCAGAGAG
Messenger RNA from Mercenaria mercenaria, 1115 nucleotides. RefSeq names its product transcription intermediary factor 1-alpha-like. Gene Ontology annotation, molecular function: zinc ion binding. The record is from RefSeq and is a predicted model, not a curated record. The transcript has 2 exons. The annotation marks the transcript as partial. Lineage: Eukaryota; Metazoa; Mollusca; Bivalvia; Venerida; Veneridae.